This is a messenger RNA of Didymodactylos carnosus, 1152 nucleotides long. Lineage: Eukaryota; Metazoa; Rotifera; Eurotatoria; Philodinida; Philodinidae. The record is from the annotation of a GenBank genome assembly.
AUGAAGAAUGACACAGUGAUAAAAGAAAAGGGUUUCGUUGGUUCUUCUUCUAAAAUACCAAUUAGUCAAACACAAUCAAAUACUGAUUCAAUGUCAUCAUCAAAUAAUCGAAGUUCUACUAUAACAAUAAUUGAAGAUAUUAUAAAGAAAAAGUAUAAUACAUUAAUAUUAAAAUUACAUUUACAAGAUGAUAAAAAGAAAGAACAUAAAGAAAAAAUUAGAAAUAUGUCUGAUGAUGAAAGAGAUCAAUUUAUUAGUGAAUUAUUAAAUGAACUUAAAACAGAUUUAUUUACAACCUUGGAUAAUAUUCGACAACGAUUGAAAAGUCAACGUCCAACAGAUUUAAAUGAUCCAGACUAUGAAGCAAAAAUUAAAUUAUAUUGUGAAUUAUUAAAUACAGUAUCGUCCAUUCUCGAAGAAGUAAAUAAAUCAGUUAAAGAAAUAUUUGAUGAAUUUCAUCUAUUUCUGGAUGAAUUAUGGAAUGCAAUAUAUGAAGAAAAAAAUACUGACGAAAUAAUCGAAAACUUUAAACGAACACUUGAUCAUCACAUGAAAACAAAAUGGGAAAAUGUUUUUAAUACUGUCGAUGAGAUUAUACGACAGGAAACAGGUAUAAAACAACAACAACAACAACAACAACAAUUACCGGAGUUGUUAGAACAAGAACAUGAAGAGAAUAAAGGAAUAAUUAUUUCUCGUUCAUCGUUUGCCGAAUUAAGACCUCCAUUUGUAGUUCCAAAAGCAGCGUUAGCUCAUAGAAUAUGUGUAUGUAUCUAUCAUGAAAAUGUUAAUCUAUUACUGAAAGCAAUUGAUAAAUUUGUUAAAGGAAAUGUUUUUUCAUCUUUACAACAAUUUACUAGGACUUUAGUUUGUAAUACUGCCAAUCAAGAAUGUAUGUUUCUUACAUGUCCAUUAUGUGAAAUUGAUGAAGCUGUUGAGUUGUUGAAAUCCAAAGUUAAAUAUUUUCUAUUUCAUGGCUAUGUUAAGCGUGAACAAAGUAAAUAUUCCGAACAGUUAAAGUCAGAAGUAACAGAUGAAAAAGUUGUUAUACAAGUUGAUCUCGCUGAAAAUUUUGGAUUGAACGAGCAAGACGAAAUUCAAAGUGCUCAUUGGAAUAUAAAAACUCUGUCAACAUUUACAGCUUAUGUAUAG